This is a messenger RNA of Cinara cedri, 1242 nucleotides long. The record is from the annotation of a GenBank genome assembly. Lineage: Eukaryota; Metazoa; Arthropoda; Insecta; Hemiptera; Aphididae.
AUGGGCAAAGCUGCUUACAAAUGCUGUGUGAAAGGAUGCACCAAUAUAGGUAAGGUAUUUUAUUAAUUGUUGCCAUAAGCUAAUAUAAAUCUGUGAUUAAUAUUAAAAAUAUCAUUACCUUUAAGGUGGCAUUUCACAUAGAUUUCCUAAUCCAAGAAAAAAUUUACAACUCCAAAAAAAGUGGAUUCAACUUUUAGGAUCUGAUGAAUUUAAAGGGUUAUCACCAAAUGAUAUUUAUUAUAAAAAAAGAAUAUGUUCCAUCCAUUUUAGUAGCAAUUGUUACAGUGCCGGUACUAAAGUUCUAAACUUUAAUGCGGUUCCUUCAUUGAACCUAAGUAAUAAUUAUUAUUCAAUAGUAAUAAAUUAAUUAAUUUGGUAUACAUUUAUUUUAUUUCAUUUGUCUAGUGGUUAUUGAUGAAAUUUCUUCCACUGAUACAAAUGAAACCAAUAAUUGUUGUAAUUUGGCUGAGACCAAUGAAAAUCCAAGUAGUACUUGCUCUAUUAAACCUACUGGUAAAUAAAGUCAUUAAAUUUCAUUAAGACAUUAGUAGAAUGUUUCUGAAGAAUGCUCCUACCCAAACUAGAUCUAUUUAUAACAAAAAAAAAGCGAAGAGUGGGUCCAUGAUGGAACCAACUGAAAAAAAAAAAUAGAAGGAUCUCAAUAACUCCACUCCCAGAUUCAAUCACAGUCAAGUCAGUGAAACAUUCUAAAGAAAAUCAACCAAGACAUAGACAUAGAGACAAUCGGCGCACAGGUAUUGUCGAUUAUUAAAAGCCGAAAAGGAGAACUUAAUCAGACUGAGUUCCAAAGACAUCAAGAGAUCAGAAUACGGCGUUAAGAAACAAUCUCAGGUCAAGUGCUGUGCAAGUUCGGUUAUGUUGAAAUACAAGACUUAGACUGCGUGACAAGGGACAUAGAAGUGGAGAAAUGCAUCCGGAAAACUUGUAGGCGUAUCCGUAGACGAUCAGUCCAUUAAAGUUAAAAGCAUCUACCAAUCCUUUAUGAGGACACAAAGAGCUACUGUCAGUUUUAAGAGCGUAGAUGCACUGAAACUGUUAGAGAGAGAACUUAUCAAAGUAAUGUGGAUCAGCGCCAGAGUAAAAUUAAAAGUCAGUUCUAUAAAGAGGUUCAGAUGCCUUGGCUAUGACCACACCAGAUACUCCUGCAAAAGACCAGAUCAUUUUGAAGUCUUCAGAGAAGACUCCUACUUAAUGAAGGCCAGUGGAGAAUUGACAUCAUAA